AAAAAAAGUAUAUAAGUUCGCAGUAUUAUGAAAGAAUUUUGAGUUGACUUUUGGAACUAACCCAAGCUAGAACAAUGAAAUUCACUUUGUCCUUAUUGAUUGUUGCAGCCGUUAUCGGUUGUGUCUUCAGUUGCAGCGCUGUAGAAUAUGAUGCCUAUAAGCUUGAGUACAACAAGGUUAAUAAGAACGAGGAAGACAACUCCAGACGUUUGGCAUUAUUUUGUGCAAAUUUGGAGGACAUUGAGAAACAUAACAAGGAAUACGAGCUGGGUCAUGUCACUUACAAAAAAGGAAUUAAUCAAUUUACAGACGUUUUUCCAGAAGAAAUGACGAACUACAUGGGUUGGAAUUUGGGAGGUUUAAGAAGAGUUUAAAAAUUUGUGUAAGAACAGCAUUGCAAAUAUAGUUUUUAUUUUAUUUUGAAAAGA
Eupeodes corollae is the source of this 428-nucleotide messenger RNA. Its product is annotated as crustapain-like. The coding region runs from base 75 to 374 and encodes 99 amino acids. Lineage: Eukaryota; Metazoa; Arthropoda; Insecta; Diptera; Syrphidae. The record is from RefSeq and is a predicted model, not a curated record. The transcript is spliced from 2 exons.